This is a messenger RNA of Aspergillus viridinutans, 906 nucleotides long. RefSeq names its product amidohydrolase family protein. The record is from RefSeq and is a predicted model, not a curated record. Bases 1 to 906 code for a protein of 301 amino acids. The transcript is spliced from 3 exons. Gene Ontology annotation, cellular component: cytoplasm; cytosol. Gene Ontology annotation, molecular function: carboxy-lyase activity; hydrolase activity. Gene Ontology annotation, biological process: secondary metabolic process. Lineage: Eukaryota; Fungi; Ascomycota; Eurotiomycetes; Eurotiales; Aspergillaceae.
AUGGCAAGCUUAAAUCAAAUAGAACGCAAAGUAGUCUUCGAUCGUGCGUUCGGAACGCUCAGUGGCGGAGAAGUCGAAGCCAGCUUGUACGUCGCUCCUUGGGACCGUGAGCGCUACGUGCGCCAAAUCCAUAUCACCGGCGAGCGUCUCCAAUUAUCCGACGAACAUGGUAUCGGAUGUACAAUGGUCUCCUUGACUGUCCCCGGGAUUCAGGGCAUUGCGGACAAGACCGAGGCGGGGAAGACAGCAACUCUGGCGAACAACUGGAUCACAGAGCAAAUCAAGGAGCACCGAGACCGCUUGGGAGCUUUUGCCUGCCUGUCAAUGCAUGAUCCUGUUCAGGCUGGGCAGGAGCAUCGCCGAUGCGUCAAGGAUCUCGACUUUACGGCGCUUUGCUGUGUGAUUACCAACAUGUCGUACGAUACCUUUUGGAAGGUCCUCAUGGGGCCCGACAUUCCCCUUUAUACCUACCCUGCAGCACCUGCCGAUGUGAUCCUGGAAAAAUUGUACAGUCAGCGUCCAUUAUUGAUCGGAUCAACUCUAUCUUUCGCUAAUGGAGUGAGUCUGGAUGCUCUGGGAUUGAUCGGCAAUGGCGUCUUGGACCGAUUACCCACAGUUAAGGUUAUCAUCGGUCAUCUGGGAGAACUCAUUCCCUUUGACUAUUGGCGUUUAAGCCACUCGUUCGAGGAUGUAGAGAAGCCCAUUGCUGAAGAGAAGGGCAAAGUCCUGUGCAAGAAUACCGUUUAUGAUUAUUUUAAGCAGAAUAUCUGGACCACCAGCGGACACUUUUCUACGGCGACACUCAAGUAUGUGGUGGACGAGAUAGGCACCGACCGCGUCCUCUUCAGCAUCAACACCCAUAUGAGACCAUCGAAAAUGGCUGUGGCUGGUGGGAUAAUGGUGUGA